GGGGUUAUUACUAGGAGGUAAAUGUUACACAGAGUCCCCUUGUCCCAAUUGAAAGUCCCUUAAUCACGUUCUGUACUUUGUAUUGCCCCUUAUUAUUUUUUUCCUUUUUUUACCCCUCGUCAUCCUUUCAUUCCUUCUCGUCAGCAAGAGGCCUCACAAACGCCCAUAUAAAAGAAUUCGCUCAGACGUCUGACCGAUAUUCUUUUUUCUAAUCCUCUUAGUCUUCUUCUGUGCAAUACGAACAAAACUACGUCGUUGUGUCAUCAUCAGUGUGAUAUUUCAGAUCCUAGAGAACUUACUUGGCGCCAAAUAUGUCCAGCCAAGACUACUACGGCGGCGGCAGCGGUGGUGGUGGCUAUCCACCACACCAGAACCAAUACUCUCCUCAAAGCUACAAUCCUCAACACCAACAAUACCCAGGCCAAGGUCCUCCUCCAAACCAGUACCCGUCUCAAGGAUGGACACCCGACAACAACCAGUACGGUGGCCAACAAUACGGCGCACCGCCUCCGUCGCAUACGCCUAAUUCAUACGGGUCACCACCACCUCCGGGCCAGUACUCGCCGUAUCCGCCGCAACAACAUCAACAACAACAACACUACGGUGCACCCCCGCCACACGGGAGCGCUUCCCCUUACCCCGGCGGCCCACCGCCAUACGAUGAUCGCUCGGGCUCGGCACAAGGCCAAGGUUACCCGCCGCAGGGAUACCCGAACCAGUAUCCCCCGACUGCGGGCCAAUACCCUCCUCAUCAACAACAACAACAACAACAACAACAACAACAACCGCACCAGCAACAUCAGCAAUACCCACCCGGGCAACAGGGCGGCGACUACCAGCACGACCCCAACACCGGCGAUAGGGGACUCGGGUCGUUAGUAGGAGGCGUACUUGGAGGAAAACACGGCGGCGGCACCCCGCUAGCAGCGAUAGGCGCAGCAGCCGCCGCGCAUUACCUAGGCGGUUCCUCUCAAGGGCACGGAGGGGGUCACGGAGGGGGUUACAGUGGCGGACACGGAGGAGGAAGCGGGGGUCUAGGUAUGGCCUCGGCAUUCGCUCCAGCUGCAGCGCUGGCCUAUGCCGGUAACAAGAUGCACAAGAAGGACAAGAAACAUAAGAAGGACAAGAAGAAGCACAAGAGCCACAGCCGGAGCAGCAGUUCGAGCAGCGGUAGCAGUCGAAGCAGCUAGGAGGCACGAAGGAAACUUUAGGACGGAUGGAUUGGGUAGGAAGUACGAUUUUGUAGGUAGGUUAGGUAGGUACCUGUUAUGGGUUGGACUUGAACUUCGGGAUAUAGGCUGUCUAGCAGAUUUUAUCGUCUUGUCGUGUCUUUCUUAUUCUGUUAAGCCAGCGAUCUCAAGUCAUGUUUUGGCUAUGAAUUGUACCAUGGGCCAUAUCAUUGCGCCCAACCCAAAAUCGUGUUAACGUUCUUUUCCUGGUCUGGCUAUUGCUUGUACCUCAGAAAGAAGGUUAUGCUAACAAUUCCUGCGUCAAUGCGGCCAUCGGUUAAUCUUACCUGGUAUGAGUGCAGGUGAAGUAAUACCCAAUGUCAAUCGGCAUACAUAGUAUCAAACUCUUACUCAACUAUUACUCGUCCGAAUGUGCCGACCAAACCAUCACAUAUUCAAAACAUCGUACAUCCACU
Messenger RNA from Daldinia caldariorum, 1645 nucleotides. RefSeq lists its product as uncharacterized. The record is from RefSeq and is a predicted model, not a curated record. NCBI's taxonomy places the organism in Eukaryota, Fungi, Ascomycota, Sordariomycetes, Xylariales, Hypoxylaceae. The transcript has a single exon. Bases 312 to 1190 code for a protein of 292 amino acids.